AUGUCGACCGCUUCUUCCCCUCCCACGUCCCUCGUUCUCUCAGCAACCUCCUCAGUCCUCCUCCUCACGCUCUUUCCCCUCGCGCUCCUACGCCUCCGUCGCUCCUUCGCCCCCUUCACACUCGUUACAGCCCUCGUACUCGCCUCGACCCUUGCUCUCGCCGUCGCAGCCUCAUUCGCAUUCGUCGCGCUCGUCAACAAAGACCGCGAGCGGACUUGGACACUCCUCGGUGGGACGCUCGCUUGCGUCGCAUUGAUCCUGAGGGAUCUGUCGAUUCUCUCGCUCGCCCACACGCUCACCGAGGUCUCCCGCCCGCCCGACUCGUCUUCUCUGACUCGUGGACGCCCACCUCGUUCCUUCCUCUCGCUCUUGCUCCUCGCCCUCCUCCUCACGCUUUUCCUCUCCUCCACAACCCUCCACGUCGCACUCCUCUGCCUCCCCUCCCUCCCUUACUCGAACCUCAAGACUCUGGCGGUCGCUCGCGGGGCGUUACAUGCCCUCUUUGAGGGGACGGUCGUCCUCUGGGGCUUGAUGAGGUGGAAAGAGGGAGAGAAGCGAGAGAGAGGGGAAGAAGCGAGAUUGCCGAGCCAGGGAUGGGGAGAUGUCUCGGCGCCGACGGACGUCGAAGCUGGACGAGAUGCGCUGGCUUCGCUCAAGACCGUCCGCUCGCUCGCAGUCUCCUUCCUUGCCCUCCAACUCCUCGCCGUCGCACUCGACAUCCUGUCCGCCGCCCUCCCACUGCGCUCGUCCACCACCAACAAGACAGCCCCGCAGCUUCGCCUCUUCGGUUCGGCGACUUCGCCCGUCGGAAACUUGGUCAUGUCGGCGAUGGCGUGGGUGAGGUGGACGGGGAUGGUUGAAGUCGUUGCGGCUCUCUCCGCCCGAACUCGCCCGACCGACCUUCCACCGACCUCAACGCACCUCGACACGGCCCUAUACCACCACCCUCACUCUCUCCCUCCGACUCCCACGCCCUCGCUCCGCCCUCUCCCCGACCUUCCCACCACUCCCCCUUCGCCGCGCUACGAACGUCUCCCCUCUUCCCGCGCACAAGUUCAGCAAACUCGCGAGAGGAAGAGUAUGGAGAAGAGGGGCGCGGGUGGUACGCCGGGUCAGGGAUCGGUCGGGUCGUCGUUCUUGUUGCUGGAGAUGGACGCAGAGGACGAAGGAGGGACGUUCCAGCCCAGCAUUGCGCAUGCGCAGCCUGAGAUGGAGGUCGAGCCGAAGGAGGAAGACCUCGUCGUCGUCCCGUCGCUCCCGGUCAGGCAGGCUGGUCGACUCUCGCCCUCUCUUCCGCCUCUCGUGUCCCUCCCGCUCCUUACGACUCCAACCGGCUCCCCCCUCUCGCGGCACCGCCCUCACCGCUCCCUGCCCACGCUCCUCACCGGCGAACCCCCAAGUCGUCCGUUCACCCCGCUCCUCACGCCCGUCACGCCGAACGACGAGCGUUCUCCGCCCCUCUCGCGCGCAGGAUCGACCUCGCCGACUCUCUCGCGCUGGCGCCUCCCUCGCUCGUCGGAAGACAAGUCUCCCUCGGUCCCUCCGUCGCCAACGGCUGGGAAGACUUCCGCCCCUCCGUCCCCUCGCAAACUGCGUCGCGGACGCGGCGCGUCCGUCUCCUCCGUCCCGACGCUCUCGCUCGGUCCGCCUCUCGCGCUCGAUGCCGAGAGGGAGAAAGGGACGAACACGCCUGCUUCGUCCAUCUCGCGCGCGACGGGGAGGAGGCGUAGCGGUUCGGUGGGGUCGAUCUUGCGCUCUUUCGCUGCUGGAACGGGCGGGCGUCCUUCGAUGGAGACGAAGGCGUCUGAUGCGGCUGGACAAGGAUUGUGGUGGGACGUCGAGCCGAACGAGGAAGAGGACGACCCGUUCGUCCGCUCGGCUCCGCCGCUGCCUCUUUCUCUCGCUUCGUCGAGCGUGUCGAUGUCCCGCGCUUCGACGGACGGCGAGCCGAGUACCGACGAAGGAAGUGGAGCAGUCACGCCUCUGAGGCUGAAGAAGGCUCUCCUCGAAGCGAUCCAGGAGCCAGACGGAGGGGACGCCGCACUCGCUUCGCCCACGCGCAGAGUCGACGACGACGAGAUGAAACGCAUGCUCACGCCUCCUCCGCCGCACAUCGAGGACUUCGACUCGCGCCACAAGCACUCGCCCUCGGCUGCUUCGUCCAUUGCGUACGCCUACCGCGCAAGGAGCGCCUCGCAAUCCAGCAGCGGCAGCGUCUUCCGCGAGCACCUCGACACGACCGAUGGAGACACCUCGAGCAUGCCUCCUCCCUCGCCGAGCUCGUCGCUGGCGCUCUCGACUUUCGCGGCGUUCGGAGGAGGACGCGCGUCGGUCCCUUCGUCGCCUGUUCUUGCGCCGAGGAGGAGGACGGACGCGAUGAUCUCGCCGCUCAUGCUGCCGAGGCGCGUGGCGAGCGAAGGGGCGAACGACCCGUCGACCCCGCAGCAAGUCGCGAGUCCGACGCCCACCUCGACCAGGACCUCGUCGCCCUCGAUUACGCCCAAGGCGUCGCGCCUCCCUCGCCGCCUCUCGCGCCAGAAACGCCCGUCGAUACUCUCGCUCCGCUCUAACAGCGCGUUCUCCACUUCGCCGGCCAGCAACGCAACUCCGCAGCGCCGCUCGCCCAGCUUCAGCCUCCUCCCAACUCGCUCGUCGACAGUCAGCGCCUCGUCCAACACGCUCUUCUCAUCGCCCGCUUUCGCGUCCCUACGUAGGAUUACGACGCCUCGUCGCUCGCCCUCGCCCGUCCCGUCCAACCGCCCGUCCGAGUCUUCCGACCUCUCCUUCGCUUGUCGUGGACUCGUCGACAGCUCGAGCGACUUCAACGUCUCCCUCGCCAAUACUCUGCCCCCUUUCGUCGCUCCUGCUCGCCCUUCGCAGACCGGCGACGAGGUUGAGAAGGGUGAGAUGCCUUCAAGCGCAAGGAUGAAGCGUCGCUCGCGCACCUCGAAGGGUAGUCGCAACGCCUGGUGGAAACAGCUUCCGUCCGCAAGCAGGCCAACCACGCUUUACCGCCAGAACUCGCUCGCCUCGGGGCGUAUCCGUCGCACUUCUGCCCCGGCUCGCAGCUCGGGAAGUUACUCGCGGCCCCCUUCGUACGGAUCCGGCUCGAGCGCUGCUCGCUACCUUCAGGCAUCGGAAAUUGAAGGAGGUGCCGGCGGUUCGUCGUCCGGCCACAUCAGGAGCGUCUCGCUGCCUCUCCCUCUUCCACCUGUCCCUUCGACUCCUCCGCCGUCAAGCCGCUUUGAACUGCCGACCAUCAGCGACUUCUCGCCCAUCGGCUCCUCCAUCUUUCACCUUCCGUCCAGGCUCAGCGGAGGCAGCCCUCGUUCGACUCGUAGUCGGGGCAGCCCCAAAGUCAGUGCUCGAGUCGCCGUCCCAGUCACGAUGCCGUCCGCUUCCUUUGCCGACCAGCAGUCCCUUCGUGAGACCUCGUCAUACGACACGGCGAACACCUCGCCCGACUAUGCCGUGGCAGGCGAGCGAUUCCCGACGACGCCGACGCCCGAACCUCUCGCACACGAGCUUCACGAGCUCACGUCCCUUGUGAGGAGUUUCGCCGGCUCGCCAGGUGGUGACAUCUCGACGAGCGAUGGCUCGGCAACGCCUACCUCGACCACCUCGUCCCUCCCCUUCACGCCUCUCUCGCCAGUCUUCUCGCUCGACCCCAGCUCGCCCACCUUGACCUACUCUCGCGCUCGCCAGGCUCGCGGCGAAGACGACGCAGAGGAGGAAAUCGAGCUGAUGAGCCCGUUGACGCCGGCGUCGCCAGGCUUCGGCAGGAAGGACUAG
This is a messenger RNA of Rhodotorula toruloides NP11, 3792 nucleotides long. RefSeq lists its product as uncharacterized. The transcript has 6 exons. Bases 1 to 3792 code for a protein of 1263 amino acids. The record is from RefSeq and is a predicted model, not a curated record. Lineage: Eukaryota; Fungi; Basidiomycota; Microbotryomycetes; Sporidiobolales; Sporidiobolaceae.